Molecule: messenger RNA, 913 nt
Organism: Cyprinodon tularosa
Lineage: Eukaryota; Metazoa; Chordata; Actinopteri; Cyprinodontiformes; Cyprinodontidae
Gene: gcshb
Product: glycine cleavage system protein H (aminomethyl carrier), b
Exons: 5
Coding region: 52-588 (178 amino acids)
Biological process (GO): protein lipoylation; glycine decarboxylation via glycine cleavage system
Cellular component (GO): glycine cleavage complex; mitochondrion; cytoplasm
Source: RefSeq, a predicted model, not a curated record
GGGUGCAUGUGUGUGUUGUGGGUUAAACGCCGCUGCUGCGGUGCAGAGUGAAUGAAGAUGGCGAUGAGAGCAGCGCUGCGGUGUCUCUCUGGAAACUUUCCUCCCAGGCUGUGCAGACUCUCGCCCCCAGCGCUGGUUCCAGCCACUCGGCUGCUCUACGGGAACAGGAGCGGCUGCUGGCGGACUUUCAGCACCACUUCGGUCCACUGCAAAGCCCUCAAGUUUACUGAGAAGCAUGAGUGGGUGCUGGUAGAGAGUGGAAUCAGCACUGUGGGUAUCAGCAACUACGCUCAGGAAGCCUUAGGCGAUGUGGUUUACUGCGGGCUUCCUGAGGUCGGCCAAAGACUUGAACAAAUGGAUGAGUUUGGUGCCUUGGAAAGUGUAAAGGCUGCCAGUGAGCUGUACUCACCGUUAACAGGGGAAGUGACAGCAAUCAAUACGGAGCUAGCCGAGAACCCAGGACUUGUCAAUAAGUCCUGCUAUGCAGACGGAUGGCUGAUCAAGAUGACCAUUGAAAAGCCUGAAGAACUUGAAAAGCUCAUAGACCAACCUGCUUAUGAUAAAUUUAUUAAAUCACUGGAAGAAUAAUAAUAAUAAAAAAAUCUCACUAAGAUGACUUGCUAUAUAACUGAAGUCAAGAAUUAGCAGAUAGAUUUAACUGGAAUUCUUUGUGGUAUUUUUUUCUUUCUUUUAUGAACACUUGAAAGUGUGCUUUAUAAUUUUAAAUACCCUGUAACAUUUUCCAUGUUAAAGGUACAUUUUUUUUUACAUCACCAGUAAAUCUGAAGGGCUCUUGUGCAUAGAAUCUGUCAGUAUUUUUGCUCUAUUUUUAAUAGCAGGCAAAUGUGUUAAAACACUAGAACGUUAUGUUUAUAAUUCAUUGAAUAAAACAUUUGGAAGUUUUUGAGUAUCA